Messenger RNA from Pseudomyrmex gracilis, 1269 nucleotides. RefSeq lists its product as uncharacterized. The transcript is spliced from 2 exons. NCBI's taxonomy places the organism in Eukaryota, Metazoa, Arthropoda, Insecta, Hymenoptera, Formicidae. The record is from RefSeq and is a predicted model, not a curated record. The coding region runs from base 1 to 1269 and encodes 422 amino acids.
AUGGAGGACUUGCAGCGCGUCGAGCGCUCGCUGCUAGCCCCGUGGCAGCGAGUCAAGAUGGUGGCUACUUACAUCCUGCCACGUCUCGACUUCUUGUUGCGGGGUGCCAAGGUGGAGAAGAGCCUCGUGAAGAUCGUGGACAAGCAGAUAAGGAGACUGGCCAAGUCGUGGCUCAACCUCCCUCAGCGCGCCAGCGCGGAGGUAGUCUACCUCUCUCCUAACAAGGGGGGCUGUGGCCUGCUUCCGCUCGCUGACCUUGCCGACGUCCUGACAAUAGCGCACGUCUUCGGUGUUAUCACGGCUGGCGACGCUGGAGUCAGAAUUUUGGCGUGGGCGUCGCUGAGGGGAGUGGUUCAGCGGCGAAUUGGUUCAAUACCAACGGAGCAGGACAUCACUUCGUGUCUCUCGGGCUUGCUCGAGAGAAAGUUCCGCGACGGUGGAGAGCGCUCUCUUUGGUCUGAUGCGCGAAACGCGUGUAGGCGGCAGUCCUCCAGAUUGCGGAUCCGCUGGAUGUGGGCGGAAGAGACGCGGGAGCUUUUUCUGGAGUGUCGGGGCACGGGGGGUAAUCUGGUGAAGAUCUCACCAGAAACGCGGGCGCAGGUCAUCCAUGCACUACGCCUGGCUAUCGCGUCGUAUUAUACGAGCACAUUGCUCGCUAAAAGGGAUCAGGAGAAGGUGUUUGAGGUGGCCAUGCGUCAUGGACUCAGGCACGAUGACCUGUUGCUACGAUUAGCUAGGGCCACCCGUCUGCCAAGUGAAGUCCGAUUUAACCAGCGGGUCGAGGGGGUCGAUCACGAAUUGGCGAAUCUUCGGAUUGACCUCGUGAUUCGUUACAAGCAGUUGCAGUCGAUUAUUAGUAUUGACGUUACGGUGCCCUUCGAGAACCGUCGUAAGGCGUUCGAUGAAGCAAGAGCGAGGAAAGUCGCCAAGUACACUCCUCUUGCUGAGGCCCUCACGCGGGAAGGGUACCGUGUGGUAGUCACGCCGUUCGUGGUCGGCUCCCUCGGCUCAUGGGACCGGAGGAAUGAGGCGGUGUUGAAGCUGCUGUGUGUUUCUAACACGUACGCAGCGAUGAUGCGCCGUCUCAUGGUCUCCGAUACCAUACGCUGGUCGCGGGACAUUUACGUGGAGCACGUCUCCGUGGUGAUGCAGUACGCGGCGGCUGCUUGGUUACCCGGCGGAACGCUCCGAGACAAUACGCGAGCGAUUCGCCGACGCUACGGGGAACGGGAGAUGGUGAUCCUGGCGCAUCAUGGGCGCCAGGAAUAG